AUGACCUGGCAGAACAUGUCGGCCUCGGCCUCGUCGUCGGGCGCCUCGUCGUCUUCGUCGACGCUGCUCGAGCUCUCGCUGCCCUCGGCCACCGAGUUCGCCCUCUACUACCUCCCACCCCUCACCCUCAUCUGGCUGCUGCUGCGCUACCGCAACACGGCCUUCGGCUCGCGCAAGCCCAUCCCGCGCAUCACGACCGACCCGGCGCAAAAGUGGCCAAAGGGCCCGCCCGGCUCGCUCCUCCUCGGCAACCAGGGCCAGCUCAACGCCAACGCCCACCGCUACCUCGACCAGUUCCUCGAGUGGCGCCGCCAGUACGGCCUGGGCUACGAGCUCACCAUCCCCGGCCACCGCAUCAUCGAGGCCAACCACCCGACCUGGCUCGAGCACUUCCAAAAGACGGCCUUCAACUGCUACGGCAAGGCGCACCUCAUCGCCACCAACGGCGAGCUCCAGCGGACCGGCAUCUUUACCUCGGACGGCCAUGCCUGGAUGACGCAGCGAAAGGCGGCAACCCACGCCUUCUCCCGCAACCACUUCAAGGGCCCCAUCUCGGACAAGCUGCACCAGCACCUCGACAUCCUCAUCGACCUCCUCGACAACCUCGCCGCCACGGGCGAAAAGUUCGACUUCCAGGACGUCAUGGCGCGCUACACGAUGCUCCUCUCGAUGAGCAUCGCCUUUUCGACCCACUCGACGCUGGCGCCCUCGUUUACCUCGGACCCGCGCUGCCUCGACGGCCGGUACGACUUUGUCGACGGCUUCGACAACGCGUCGCCCCUCAUCGACAAGCGCACGCGCAACUCGCUCUGGAAGCUCACGGAAAAGUUUGACGCGUCGGCAAAGGAGCAGGUCGACGGCGCCAUCAAGGCCAUCUACGCCUUUAUCGAGCCGCUGUGCAAGAAGCGCGUCGCCGAGGUCAAGCCGGGCACCAAGAACAAGGAGGGCGACAUCCUCGACCUCUUCCUCGAGCAGGAGCGCGACCCGUGGGUGCUGGCCGGCUGGAUGGUCAACAUCCUCUUUGCCGGGCGCGACACGACGGCCUUCUCGAUCUCGUGGCUGCUCUACGAGCUGAUCGCACCGCAGAACGGCAGCAAGGGCAUGAUGCAGAAGGCGCGCGACGAGAUCGAGUCCAACGGCCUCUCGCUCCAGGCGUCGGUCGGCGACGACCACUCGGGCGCCGCGCGCACCUACCUCGACUACGACGACCAGAAGAACCUGACCUACCUCAACGCGCUCUGGAUGGAGACGAUCCGCAUCCACCCGGCCUCGGCGCGCGGCAUGUCGAUCUGCUACGAGGACAACACGCUGCCCGCCAUCCCCGCCAUCAACCAGCCGGCGGUGCAGGUGAAAAAGGGCGACCUCGUCAUGUGGCAGGAUUGGGUGCUGGCGCGCCUGCCGUCGAUCUGGGGCGACGACUGCGAGGAGUUCGUGCCGGAGCGCUUCGUCGAUGCCGACACCAACUCGAUCAAGCCCAUCUCGCUGUGGAAGUUCCACGGCUUCAACGCCGGCCCGCGCACCUGCCUCGGCAAGAACCUCGCCACCUUUGACGCCCUCGCCGUCCUCGCCGCCACCCUGGACCGCUACGACUUUGAGCUGGUCGACAAGAACCAGCAGGUCAACUACACCACUGGCAUGAACAUGGGCAUCAAGGAAGGUCUCUGGGUCACCGUCAAGAGGAGGUAG
Messenger RNA from Pseudozyma flocculosa PF-1, 1686 nucleotides. RefSeq lists its product as uncharacterized. The record is from RefSeq and is a predicted model, not a curated record. The transcript has a single exon. Lineage: Eukaryota; Fungi; Basidiomycota; Ustilaginomycetes; Ustilaginales; Ustilaginaceae. Gene Ontology annotation, molecular function: heme binding; iron ion binding; monooxygenase activity. The coding region runs from base 1 to 1686 and encodes 561 amino acids.